Molecule: messenger RNA, 2102 nt
Organism: Phialemonium atrogriseum
Lineage: Eukaryota; Fungi; Ascomycota; Sordariomycetes; Cephalothecales; Cephalothecaceae
Product: RTC4-like domain-containing protein
Exons: 1
Coding region: 148-1842 (564 amino acids)
Source: RefSeq, a predicted model, not a curated record
CGCAACUUGGUGAAGGGUGAAGACUUGGGGUUCUUGGUUCUGUCUUUAGGGAAACCGGAUGGAAUAACACAAAUUGUCGGUGGCUGUCCACAACUGCCUCUUGCCCUUGCCUAGCCCCUCAGCAGGCAAGAGAGGGAGGCAUUCAUAAUGUCUUCGAGGCAUGUUGGUUUAAGUAACAAACAACGACAUGUACCGCCGCUAUUGAGUGUGGUUAGGGGAAAGCCGUCGCCAAAACCGGUUUGUAACCAGCCAUCUCGAAAGGAAGUUCGCAAACCGAUACCUGUGGAUGCCGAGCCGAUAAGCGACGAUGACGGCGACGAUGACGGCGACGGCGGCGGGCUUUCACGACGAGGAGAUAUAAUAAGCACCAAUUUUGGGAGGGAACCGACAGUUGACCCUGCACAAUCCAAAAGCCUUGAAACAACCGGGAGCUCCCUCGAGACUAGGGAUAGGAAACACACGAGGCACACGAGGCACACGAGGCACACGAGGCACACAAGGAAUUCCACCCUGGACAUAUCUGCGGUUUCGCCUGGCCCUUCCGGCUCCAAAAGGUCACUUGACCUAGACAGUCAUGUCGAUUCUCUUCCAGACCCGCAGCCUUCCAAACCUUCCAAAAAGCAGAAAGGAGGGUCAUACAGCAAUGAAGAGUCCCAGGCCCGGUUCCAGGCGAAGACGGAUGCCUUUAGAGAGCAUGAAAAACGCAGUCACAGGAGGUAUGGAAACCCUGCAAAAUCUAUACCUGCGAAGAAUGCAUUCAAACCUGUGGAGAAAUCUUCCUUCUCCUCGCCUGAGAGGCCCCAAGGGGCUUUCAAUCAAAACCCGACGGUUCUUCCAGUGGCAUCUUCUCCUACUCGCCUUGAAUCCAUGAAGAUCCCCCCACGGGUUGAAGAGGAUCCUUUGGAUUUAAGUUCCCCGGUUAGGCAACCCUCUAAACCAUCAAGAGAACGACCAAACCGCAUCCACACCAGCUCAGAGAAGCCCAAGAAAGUGGACAUACCACCAGAAGACGACUCCCCGAUGGCAGAGUUCAAAAUGCCGAGCUUUGGGGCAGUAGAUCUUAGCACCGACUUCGACCUUGGUCCCGUUCAAAAUACGCCCAAGAAGCUUAGAAGGGAGGUGGAGGAUCCCUCAUCGCCGGAGGGAGGUGAUGAGAUGGCGGCGACAGCGGGCGCAGUCUGCCCGAUGUGCAAUGAACAAGUCGACCGGGACCUCCUGGACAGCUUCACCAAGGGUAAUCGCAUGACUAUUGCUCAGCAACAGAAAUUUUGCCAGCACCACAACUUGAAAUCGGCAAGGAAUACGUGGGUCGAUAAGGGCUAUCCCGAUAUCGACUGGCGCCAACUCGAGUCUCGGAUAUCGAAACGCCACGGCAUUCUCGAAGGCAUCUUGGAGGGCAGGGCUUCACACUACGGUGAUAAGUUUACCAGGAGAGUGAAAGCAGGGAAGAGCAAGACAGUGCUGAAGACCAAGCAGAGUCUCACGCCUGGUUAUUACGGCAUCCGGGGCUUGAGGCUGAUGACAGAGACCAUCAUCAACCACUUCUCGUCACUUCUACGAAAACGGGCGGUGCAGGAUAGGCUGAUAUCGGCAAGAGGCUACACGGCCUAUGUCCAGGCGGUGCUGGUUCCCGAGUUAGCGGUGCGGCUGAUCAUGGAGGACAUGGGCGUGUCGGAAGUCAAGGCAAGGUCGAUAUUGCAGGAGAGCAUCUGGAUUGGCGAGCUUCUCAACGAGGAAGUUGGUGAUGUGGUGCCCGAGGAUGAGGAUGAGGAUGAGGACGAUACAGGCUCGCUGUCAUCGCUCUCGGAUGUCUCUGGCGACGAGCUGGUAGAGCUCGAGUGAUCGAUGGGUGUUGGAUUCUUGGGAGACAAGGUCCGGUUGGAGAGCACUCGCUCUCGGCCACCUCGGGUUGUAAUAGGCCGAGCCCGGAAGGACCUGAGCGACAAACAACUUACAAUGCACAUGUCAUGUUUGCACCAGGAUCGUCAAGGGGCCCUGCCCCCAUUUGCUGAUAUUGUUUUCCUAGAUGACCUGACGCUCUGCAUUAUACCCGAGCUACUGGGAUUUAUUUUGCAGGCCUUUCGCUUCAGCAGGUAGGUAGC